Molecule: messenger RNA, 1209 nt
Organism: Malassezia restricta
Lineage: Eukaryota; Fungi; Basidiomycota; Malasseziomycetes; Malasseziales; Malasseziaceae
Product: 2-dehydropantoate 2-reductase
Exons: 1
Coding region: 1-1209 (402 amino acids)
Cellular component (GO): cytoplasm
Molecular function (GO): oxidoreductase activity
Source: RefSeq, a predicted model, not a curated record
AUGCCGGACGAAGUGUUGCUGCUGGGCUUGGGCGCGGUGGGCACACUGUAUGCCUACAUCCUCCAGAGCGGCGGUGCCAACGUCACGGCCGUCUGUCGCAGCAACUACCAAGUUGUGCGCGAUCACGGCAUUGACAUCGUGUCCGACAAGUUCGGCGAGCACCCCAAGUGGCGUCCCACACGAGUCAUUCAGCGCCCCGAGGACGUGGACGCCGUGGGCGUCACGUUCGACUAUAUCGUGUGUUGCUCCAAGCACGUCCCAGAUCUUCAGCCGGUCAGCGACGUGCUGCGUCCGUACCUCACGCAGAACUUUGCCAAAAAGCCGCAGCGACUGCCUGUGAUUCUGCUCCUGCAAAACGGCAUUGAUAUCGAGCACGAUUCGUACGAGGCCUUUGUGCAUACACCCGAGCCACUCGCUGCCUGCGUCAUGAGCGCCAAUUCAUGGGUGCCAGUGAUGCUUUUGAAUGGAGGUGCUCGCAUCGAACAUGGCAGUUUGGAAAGGCUCUCCAUGGGCGUGUUUCCCCCACCGCUCCGUGCGCCGCUCCCGGACUCGACGCGCGAGACUGUGCAUCAUCUACUUACGCUCAUGCUUCGUGGCGGCUCAGAUGCGCAUCUCACGAACGAUAUCACUUCCGAAAGAUGGCGCAAAGUGCUGUGGAACAUGAGCUGGGGCGGUGUAUCGCUGCUGGCUCGCCGUCCCGUGUUCGAGAUGCUGCAGGUCGACAUGCUGCCAUACACUGUCGGCAGCGUGCGCGGGAUUAUGCUGGAAAUCCUGACCGUCGCUCGCGCCUCAGGCAUGGGGGAAGACCGCCUACCCGCUUCCGUCAUCGAUCACACACUCCACGCCACGCUCCUGAAUACACCAGCCAAGCUGCGCAUGCUCCGAUCUCCUGACAUCAUCUGUGAUAAGCCCUCCGCGCCCAACUUCCGUCGUGACUUCAAACCCAGCAUUCUCAUCGAUCUCGAACUUCAGCGACCCAUGGAGCUCGAGCCCAUCUUUGGGAACAUCAUCCGCCGCGCGCGUCAAGUAGGCGUAGAUACGCCCCGCCUCGACUUGAUCGUCACGAGUAUCAAGCCGUCGCAGCUCGAGUACGUGCGUCGGAGCAAAGGCAUCGAUCACGAAACGCUCGUGCAGCAGGAAGGCGUGCACGACCUCCUGCCAAGUCUCAAUGCCACCGGCAGCGCACCCACCGGACCCGUGACCCUGUAG